This is a messenger RNA of Paramecium octaurelia, 3507 nucleotides long. The record is from the annotation of a GenBank genome assembly. NCBI's taxonomy places the organism in Eukaryota, Ciliophora, Oligohymenophorea, Peniculida, Parameciidae.
AUGGGUUUUGACUUACUUUUGUAUGAGGAAAAAACGAAUUAUAGUGAAUUAAUUAGAAUAGAUACAAAAAUUUCAGCUGAUGAGAUAUGCGAUGAGAUUUUUACAAAUGAAGAUGGUAGUUUGAGUUUAUUUUGUCUUGGUUAGUCAACUUUAAAAUAAUAUUCUUUAGAUUUUCAAAGUAAUGUGACUCUAAUUUUGGAAUACAAUGUUUCAGAAUAAAUAGGGGAUAAAUGCAAAAAAAAAUAAAUUAAAUACUUGUAAGACUAAUAAAUAAUUUUAUUUUAUCAAUGUUCAAAAUGGAAAAUUAUAUUAAUUACAAAUAAUCAAGCAUCUACUUUAAUUUAAGCUUAAAUGAAAUAUUAGUAGGCUUAACUAUCAAGACUUACUUUUAUUGAUGAUGUUUGUUUUUGUGAAAUGAGUUCUAAUAAUCUUCCUAUAUAUCUGAUAGAAAAUUAUUUUUAUGUGAUUGUGUAUCAUCAUGUAUAUGAUAAGAAAAUUCUAAAUUGCCUACUUAUUGAGCUGCCAUAUCGAAUUUAAAAAUUACUAUUAAAUCAGAAAUGUUUAACAAUAAUUUUAGUCAAUGAACUAGAUAAAAAUGAUUCAUCAAUAAUUCAAAAUUAAAAAUAUUAGGAAGUUCUAUUGAAUUAAAAUUAUUCAAUAAAUAAUAUUCAUCUUUAUUCAAAUCUUGUUUUCCUAUAAAACUAAUUUGAAUUAAAUGUAUUAAUAAAUAUUAGGAUCAAUUAGACAUAUCAAAUUAGUAACACCUCAUUGCAUUUUUUUGAUUUUGAUAAUGUAUUCUGCUAAUUUGAUGAGAAGAAAAAUGUGUUAUAAUUUUAUAAAUAUUAACCAUUAAGUGUUUAUAUACAACCUAAAUAAAAGUAUGUAUAUGUAAUAGAGAAAGCCAAUUUAUUUAAAAGAAAUGGUAAUAUCUAAUGUUUUAGAUUGCUAUCCGAAAAUUACACUUAACAAAAAAAUUAGGAAUACACAGAUAUGAUAUUAUUUCAAUAUAAUUGCGAAAAUAAGUAAUAAAUAUUAUGGAAUUCCAAAAAUCCUAAUUACUUUAAAAAUGAUACUUAUAAUAUUUACAGUAGUCAAGGUAAUCUUAAGGUAAGUAUCAGGAACGAUGAGAACGUUUAACACAUCUGUUUUGAAAGAUUCUAUAAAUUAUAUCACCGAGGUAUGUUUUAGUUAAAAAAAAUCACAAAUAGCUACAUCUGUUUCCAAAAUUAAUCUUUUUUUUAUAUCUAUGAUUGCCAACAAAAAAGAAUUGUAAUUUCAUUAAACAUAGAUAAAUAUCAUGUACUUGAAUAUGAUAUAGCCUAUUAUUUUGUUAAUAAAAGUAAUAAUAAUGAUUUGACUGGAAUUUAGUUUUUAGAUGGUUCUCUUUAAUAUUUUAAUUUAAACUUAAAUGAAUUGGUUACAAGUGUUACCAAAAUUUAUUCAAGUAUAUUUCUUUAGACGAACACGUCUAAUUUGCCUUUUAUCAUUUAAAUCAAUUUCGAUAAAAUUGUAAAAUACUACCUAUAAAAAAAUUUAUAUUAGCCUGAACCUAUUCUAUUUUAUUUUGAGUCUAAACACUUAAAAUUAAUCCAAUAUUUAAAGGUUUUAGCAUUUCAAAGUAAAGAAUUUUUCAGAUGCUUUCAAUUUUAAGAAUAAUAAAUUAUUUUUAUUCAAACUUUAGGUAUGUUGGGAUGUUACUGUAUUUUUUCAAUAUAAGAUUAAACUAGAUCUUUAUUUCUAUAUUAUUUAAUUGAUUAGGAACUACAAUAAGUAUAAAAUUACACCUUUUAGAACUAUUCAUUUUAUGAUCCUGUUAAGUACUAAUUUAAUAGCCUUAACUUAGCAAUUUUAAUAGAAUAAAAUAAUUAUCUAUAUAUAGCUAUUUUUUCAUAUAACAUGUCAAGCUUAUAAUUAGAUGAAAUUAUAGCAACUGAUAAUACCUUUUUUAAAUUUGAUACAAAUCUAUUAAUUUUUUCUUUAGAUUAAGUUUGGAAGUAAAUCUCAUUAAAACAAUUUCAAGCGGAAUUAGAGCUAGAUAAUUUUCAGUUAGAUACUGCAUCAUAAACCUUUUCUUUUAGCAAAAAUGAGGAGAGAAGUGUUGAAUUAAAGAUUGAAAAUAAAUGUUUUUAAUUAACUUCUCUUGUGAAAACUUCUAUAAUUGAAAUUCAAUACAAAUAAAAUUUAAAAUUAAAUAUUUCAGAAAUGUUUUAUGGUCCAAUUAGUAAUUUAACAAUUUUAAAUAAUUCAAACGUUGUUUUGAAGGGACCCUUUCAAUUUAUAAAAACACUUAAAAUUUGUGAUGAUUAAAACACAGAAUUAUGUAUUAGACACUAUCAUUUUGAGACGAGAAUAAACGAUAUAAUUUUUGAAGUACUUAUGUAAGAAAAUUAAAUUUUGAGAGUAAUUCGUACAAGUAAGAGGAAUAUUUAAUAUGAUUAUUAUGUAACUUGGAUAAAAUAGUAAUAUUUCCUUUGUGUUUCAUAAUUCAUAAAUUAUCUAGAAAUUGAAUUAAUUGAAUGUUCUGAAAAAUAGGGUUAGAUUUGUAGAAUUAUAUCAAAUCUUAAAGUUGAUUUAACAAUAGAUUAAAUUAAUAUUAUAAAUUCAAAAAGGGUUGGUAAUUUAAUAAAACUGGAAGGUAAUAAUACUCAGGCAUUUAUUGUUAUUGAUAAUAUCAAUUAUAAUAUAAAAAUUUUACCUUGUUUUUUCAUUGAUAUCUAAUAAAUUGAAAAUUCUGAUAAUGAAUAUAUCGUUCUAUAAUAAAAUAUGAUAGAUUCAAAUGAUUUAGAAUUAGCUAUAUACUCAACUAAUUUAAAUUAGACUUACUCAUUAGAUAUAAAUGAAAAAAUCUCUUCAGAAUUCAUUAUAAUUGGAAAUUUUCAUAAAUAAGCAUUUAAUAUCAAAUUAGUUUCAUGUAAGUAUUCUGAAGAUUUAAUUAAAAUUAAACUUCUCAUCAUAGAUUAAUCUUUUUCAGAAUUAGUAUCGUUAAAUUUGAAUAAAUAAAAGAAUUAAAUUUAGUUGGAAUUAUAAAACUAGUUUAGAUAUUAAAUCUAAAACAGCCCUUUUACUGUGAUUGACAGUUAUAUUUUACAAUAUGUAGAUGAUAGCAUUUUAGUUUUAAGAAAUGAUACCGAUGAUUUUUCUUAAUUUUAUUAAAUUCAAGAUGAUAGAAAAUUAAUUGAUUAUUUCCACAGGUCAAAUUUUUCAUAUAAAAUAACAAGAUUAAAUACUACUCAUUUGAUUUUCAGUGAUGCUUAUUUGGAUAUAUUAGUAUUUAUGGAAUAUGAAUUGGAAUUAGAAAAUUAUGACGAAGCUGAAUAAAAUUUUGUAUUGUUUGCUUAAAAUGAGGUAUCAAAUGAAAAAGUAUCAUUUUAAAUACAUAUAAUUAAAAAAAACUUGUCGUUUUCGAACAGUACUUUAUUAAUUUAGAUAACUUGCUUAAUUUUCAUACUCAUUUACAGUAGAUCAAGAAAAGCUAAAUCUAAGAAUCAAAAACCUAAUAGUCAAUGA